CUUGACCUUGAUUCAACGACAUUCUCCUGAUUGAUCACACCUCUCAUCAUCAUCAUCGCAAGCCCCCCACCAUGGCUCCCCCAACCUCCACCGAAACAUCAACCACCAACACCUCCCAAGUCACUCUGGAAACCCGCCAAUCCACCCAAGAAGGUGGCAUGGAAGGUGCCACAGUCAAGAACGAGAUGUCCCAAUUCCCCAAGCCGCCUGUCUUUGACGACAAAUACAAGGAACGCGAGUACCUCAAGGGUCGACUAGCCGCUGCGUUCCGCAUCUUCGGGAAGAAUGGAUACGAUGAGGGUGUAGCUGGUCACAUCACCCUUCGCGACCCCGUCGACCCCACCACCUUCUGGGUGAACCCAUUCGGCGUCGCCUUCUCGCAGAUCAAAGCCUCCGACCUAAUCCAAGUCAGCCACGAAGGCAAGAUCCUCGACGGAGGGCCUGUCCGACUGCUCAACGCCGCAGCGUUCAUGAUUCACUCGGCCAUCCACGCUGCCCGACCAGAUGUCCUCUGCGCCGCCCACAGCCACAGCAUCUACGGCCGGUCGUUCUGCGCCCUUGGCCGGCCGCUGGACAUCAUCACACAGGACUCCUGUGCGUUCUACAGCGACCACGUCGUCUACAAACAGUUCAAUGGAGUCGUGCUGUCGGAGAAUGAAGGCCACAACAUCGCGCAGGCACUGGGAAACAAGAAAGCAGCCCUGCUCCAGAACCACGGCCUGUUGACUGUGGGCAAGUCCAUCGAGGAGACGGUCUUUUGGUUCGUCAGUCUGGAGAAAUGCUGCCAUGCGCAGCUAUUGGCAGAUGCGGCGGCGGCCGGCCGGGGCGGCGCGACGAUCAAGAUCGAUGAUGCCGAUGCUGCUUUCACUUACAAGACAGUCGGGACGCCGGGGGCUGGGUAUUUCAGUGCGAAGCCGCUGUUUGAUGUGAUCCACGAGGAGACGGGGGGAAGUUAUCUACAAUAG
Molecule: messenger RNA, 965 nt
Organism: Aspergillus homomorphus CBS 101889
Lineage: Eukaryota; Fungi; Ascomycota; Eurotiomycetes; Eurotiales; Aspergillaceae
Product: class II aldolase/adducin family protein
Exons: 3
Coding region: 72-965 (297 amino acids)
Cellular component (GO): cytoskeleton
Molecular function (GO): actin filament binding
Source: RefSeq, a predicted model, not a curated record